Messenger RNA from Pyrenophora tritici-repentis Pt-1C-BFP, 1170 nucleotides. Its product is annotated as DUF3984 multi-domain protein. The record is from RefSeq and is a predicted model, not a curated record. Lineage: Eukaryota; Fungi; Ascomycota; Dothideomycetes; Pleosporales; Pleosporaceae.
AUCCUCCGCCGUUUGCUGCCCACCUACCUCGUCUUCGCGACGUGCAUUACACUCUUUUUCUGCGGCUGCGCUCCGUCUCUGUUCUCUAGUCACUCAUUUUUAUAGCCUCCUGUACGAGAGACCGCUCACAUAAAUAUACUUUCUCUUAUUCGAUAAUUUAAUCCCUGUCCUUCACCCGACCCCACACUAAGCAACGAACACGAAGGAUGCGUCAAUCAAUUGCUACACUCACUCUGCUACUAGCCACCACGGCUUGUGCUCAAGAUGAUGUCGUCAGCUUCUUCUUCCCGGGUGGCUACGAUGGCGUCGACCCCGUCGCAACAAUCAAUGUCGCAAACCCCAAGACAACCGAAUUCCACAUCGCCUGCCCCACCGGGCCCAAGACAAUGGAGUGUGGCUGGGGCCCCGGUCUCGACGUGACAAUCCUCAGCCAAACGCGCUUCCAGGCCGAAAUGUCCACCGAGGGCGUAAGCAUGAGCCUGGGCUGCGACUACAACACAAAGAAAAUCCAGAUGACGUGCACGGUGAACCAAAAGGGCGGAAACGAUGACACUGGCGGCAAGGCCGUUACCGCGACUCUGCAAAAGGAAGACGUCAAGUUUCUCACGGCCACCGUGGUUGAGGGCCAGAGUUUGCUGAGUGGCAGCGGGAGUGGCAGCGCAACGAGCACCAGAGCUAGUGCCGCGCCACAGAGUACCGCUUCGCCUGCUGUUGCGGCGGCUACGACUACUUCUGCUUCGGUGAAGAGCGCCAUGAGUACGGGUUCGAUGACGCCUAGUGCGUCCAUGUCGCCGACGGGUAUGGCUUCUGCUUCAAGCGCCUCUGCUACCCAGAGUAGCUCGUCGUCUACCCCGGAGAGCACUGGUGCCGCUACCAGGUACGGUAUCGAAGGCUCUGCGCUACUUGCGCUGGUAGGCGCCGCUGCUUUCCACUUGUGGUAAGCGGCGUCGUACUGGUGUGAAAAAUGAUUCUUGUGGACACGAGUAUUUGGUAAACGAGGCAUGCAUGUAGAGAGAGAGAGAGGCUGUGAUGCUGACUCGUCCGUCUGACCACUCUAUUAUGGAUAUACACAGUCACUGUUACUCAGGUCGCGCCUCCAAGCCAAUUACCAUAUUACGCAUGUCGCCAGCUUUCACACGCCAUCUCUCAAAUUUAAAUAUACCUCCAUAC